UCUAGCAUCCUUGCUUGUUCUGCCCAGUCAUUAGCGGACAUUGGAAACGACAGGCUGUGGUCUAUCUUGGGUUAGGUAUACAUUUUGGGGGGAAAUAACAUAAAAAACUGUUAAUAUGAUAACGGAUGUGGAUAGUUGUGUACCUAUAGUAGGCUAGGGUAUUAUAAAUAUUAGGAAUAUGCUACUUUCAUGGAUAUGAUGAUGAAUGUAGGAAUAAUGAUGAGGAUGAAUCAGUUUGUUAGGUCACAACGUAGGGUACAUUAAAAGUCAUACAUUUAUUUUCUAUGGAUGCAGGAUUUAGAAAAAAUCUCACUUUUUUGAACGAGGCUUUCUGGCUGCAGACGACAACUGGUGCCUAGAAUUGCUCCAAGCCUUGCCUACUUCAUGUAAAGUAAUGUGGUGAUUGAAUAGUCUCAUCUUAUUUAAUUGGGAAACUGAUGCUGAACACGCACAUCGUUUGGAAGCUGUUGAAAAAAAUGAUGCUUGUAAAAAGCGAAUGACAUCACUUUCUCUGUGCAAGGUAGCCUACAGUCGACUAUUUUGACAUUCAUUUUAGAUAUCUGUUUAUUGCGCACGCAUGCGCUUCAACCUGCGGCAUUUCGGUGUUUCACUUAUCAAUUUUUUUCUCUGCUCUUGAAUGUAUCGGCAAGCCUCUGCGGUCAAAUCGUCCCCGCCCCCCGGGUUCAAGAGAUUGGAGCUCCUAAAAGCGGGAUCCCCAUUCGCCUUGGCUCCAGACCAGAUGAUCUGAAGCUCUGUUGGGGACCAGAAAAGAAAGGGGUAGCCUACUGGAAGCUUUGACUUGAUUCUGCCAUGUCCAGACAGCAGCAUGUUCUCUCCCGAUUUGGAAACGGAUACCACUGCGGAAGACACAGCGCCCAACACCCCCAAUGAUGGAGAGGAUGCACCGGCCAGCAUUGAUGUACUGGAGGAGCAGCGGCCUGUGAAGCAGUCACUGAGUGCCUGUAUGUGUCGAGAGUCCCACUGGCGCUGCCUUCUCCUCUCCCUACUCAUGUACAGCUGCCUUGGCACUGUGGCUUGGUGCCAGCUCACUCGAGUCACAAAGCUCAGCUUCGACUCAUCCGUCACCUCCCUGACAGCCUCCAUUUCCUCACUCAGAGAGGUUGGCAUGGGAGGCCGCUCUAUGAUUUACCAUGACAGCCCCUGCUCUGACGGCUACGUGUACAUCCCUCUGGCCUUCCUGUUCAUGCUCUAUGUCGUCUACCUGGUAGAGUGUUGGCACUGCCAGGCUUGCAGUGAGCUACAGUGUAAGGCUGAUGUGGAUAGCGUAUAUGAGCGGGUAUUGCGGAUGCGACAGGCUCGUCCGUGUGUUUGGUGGAAGGCCAUAAGUUACCAUUUUGUUCGGAGGACCAGACAGGUGACCCGCUACCGGAACGGGGAUGCCUACACCACCACCCAGGUCUACCAUGAGCGGGUCAACACAAACGUGAGGGAGGGAGAGUUUGACUACAGUCGCUGUGGUAUGCGGGACGUCUCACGGGAUCUACGUGGACUGGAGAGCCACCCGGCGACAAGACUUCGUUUCACCAAGUGCUUCAGUUUCGCUGGGGCCGGACCAGAAAAUAAUUACCUCAACCAACGUGCCAGGUUCUUCUCAGAGAUUGAGGGUUUGGAUGACUAUAUGGAGGCUCGGGAAGGGAUGCAACUGAAAAACGUGGACUUUAAAGAGCACCUGAUAGCCUACGUGGACCCUGACCGGUUGCCCUGGUAUACUUCUCAGGUGGCGUUCUGGUUCACUGCUCUGCUCAUGCUCUCCUGGCCCCUGAGGGUGCUUAUAGAGUACCGUACAGCCUUUGUGCACUACCAUGUUGAGAAGCUCUUUGGGCUGGAGUACAGCCACAGCAGCCCCUCUCCAACAGAGGAAGAGGUUCCCAUCAGGAGUGGUCUCCCUCGGGUAGAUACCGUGGACAGCACUGAGCUGGAGUGGCACAUCCGCUCCAACCACCAGUUGAUCCCCAGCUACUCAGAAGCCAUGCUGAUGAACAUGGGGGCUUCGGAUUCUGGUACAGCUGAUGACACCAGGUCCUCUAACUGCUUCCUGCUAGACAGCCACCCAGCCCAGAGCUAUAGCACGCUGGUGCAUGACUGUGAGCACUGCCGCCAGCAUCAGGGAGAGGUUGGACAGAGGCGGGCCACCACCAGCUCCAGCUGUUCCUCCAUCUUCUCCCAUCAUGCCUUUCACUCCCGCCUCUCCCUGGACACCUCACAUUUCUCACUGUGCCGGAUGUAUGGCUCUCGGCGCACCGUAGGCCUGUGGAGGAGCCGCAGCAGCACACUGACUGACCGCCGCUGCGUGGAUGAGCAGUGUUGCCGUUCCUACUCCAGCCAGCUGGCUCUCAACGAGAGCCCGCCCACUUACCGGGACGCACGCUUCUUCCCCGUCCUCAUUGUGCACCGACCCGAGGGCUGCGGUAGUGGUGACUCCACCACAGAGGUGCGGCGCUAUUAUGUCCGCCGGGGGUCCUGCUGCCUGGAGACCUCACUCUGAGGGACCAAGAGACAUUUGACUGAUUCAGUAACAAUAUAUUCCAAAUGAGAAGUUAUGAGAGUCCAAGAGCAUACAAAGACUGUUCUGUUGACAGCACUGAAAUUGUGUUACUCACUGGCUCUGUGCUGUAUGCUCAGAUUCAUAUAGAGGCUGCAUAGUUCUCAGUCUCUUGUGCACGUUGGAUCUGUAUUGGUAUUAUCUCCUGCUGCAGACAUGAUUGUGAGUCAAACUAAAAGAGCUGGAUUUGAAUGUUGGAUUCAGCGAUAACCAGCUCUCAGUGCGGUGGAUAUGGCAUUAUGUCAUCGUGUAAAGUUGCCCUUUUCUGUUUAAAAAAAGGACAUUUGUAUUGUCUUCUUCUUGAUGGGCCACAUGUUUAUUACUGUUACCCUGUUUAGUCAUCAUUGCCAAUUUGAAAAUGCCUUCAUUGACACAUUCUAAGUGUGUUUUCACACUUGGUCCCUUUCAGCCAAUUUUUUUGUGCAGUGUGAACUCUCCAAAGGAACUCAGAACCCUCAAAAGAGUCCCCGAAGUGAACCGAACUGAGACCUGAGACCAUCUCGAGAGAUUCCCUUUUUUAGGGCAAUGUGAACACAAGCUCCCCAGGUUCGCUUGUCAUUAUUCACGCACCACACACUAGACCACUGCAACACCAUUUCCCCUGACAUAACCCCUCACAUUGGUGCCACAAAAGAGAGAUGAUGUGCAGGUUUGUGGAAAACAAUGUGUGCUGUUUUUGGAUAUUGAUUAGCGAUUGUCAAGGAUGUACAGACAUUCCAAAAUAUGUGUGGAGUUUUUAGUUCAGAUUAUUUGUUUGCAAUUUGUGAUCUAUAGGCUAAGGAAGAGUUGUUUAUUCGAUUGUGAGGUUUGAACAGUAUGAGAAGGCAACAACCUAUUUGGUGAGAAUCACAACAUAGGAGCUAGAAUUGAUUAUGGACCCAAAAAGAGUAGUAGCCUUGGGUGUUCAAUUUUCAAUUACAGCCUUAUCUCCAGUUAUUCUUCUGCUAUUUAUUAUGUUACCAAUAAUAUGAACAUGUUAAUACCUUCUGAUUAUUAUUAUUAUUGUCUCAUCUUUUAACAAAAUGAAAUAUAUUAGCUUCCAAAAUGUAAGUAGGUGUGACUAGCUGUCCAAUAACAUUGAUGGAAUGGCUUGUCCUGUACUUUGUAAAAACCCAGAGUGCAUUGAGUGAAUGUUGAAAAAAAGAUUUUGGUUCCUUUCUCAGCAAUGUGAAAGCAAAGAUGACUCGGACCACAAAAUAGGGGAAGUGAACUGGCAAAAGUGUUGAGUCCUCAUUUAAAGGCAAGGGCAAUGUGAAUACAAAGAUAACUGAGUUCUUUAGAUUUUUUAUUUAUUUUUUACCCUAGAGUUCACUUUAAAGAGGACUGAGAUUGGUUAUUUUCAAGAGGACUAUGUGAAAACACCCUAAAACAACACCAAAGUCACAGAAAAUCAAACUGCCUGAUCUACAUUGAAUAGAAUAUUGAAAAGUUCUGUUUUCUUUGCUUUUGCAUGUUUCUAAUGGAACAAACUUUAUCUGUGUCAAGUAAGUGAAAGUAGCAUACUAUGUACACUACCGUCCAAAAGUUUGGGGUCACAUAGAAAUGUCCUUGUUUUCGAAAGAAAAGUUUUUUUUUUUUUUGUCCAUUAAAAUAACAUCAAAUUGAUCAGAAAUACAGUGUAGA
Salmo salar (Atlantic salmon) is the source of this 4186-nucleotide messenger RNA. RefSeq names its product transmembrane protein 151B. The record is from RefSeq and is a predicted model, not a curated record. NCBI's taxonomy places the organism in Eukaryota, Metazoa, Chordata, Actinopteri, Salmoniformes, Salmonidae.